GGCCUCCGAGACUGCCUGCCUGCCUGCCUGCCUGCGGGUCUGCAGGUGUCUGUGCCGUGAUGUUGCCGCGACUCGCCCGACUGCUCGGCCGCGAUCCGGACACAGCGUGGAGAGCGGCAAGAUCACCCCUUUUUUGCCAUGUUUUGAGGAAAAUGAGCUCUCAAGAAGGAAAGUCUGAACUCAUCAAACAAUCUCUUAAGAAGUCAAAGUUACCAGAAGGUCGUUUUGAUGCACCAGAAGAUUCCAAUUUAGAGAAAGAACCAUUGAAAAAAUUUCCAGAUGAUAUUAAUCCUGUUACCAAAGAAAAAGGUGGACCAAGGGGCCCGGAACCAACCCGAUAUGGGGACUGGGAACGAAAAGGACGCUGUAUUGAUUUUUAAGCUAUAUAUUCUUUAACCUCACUAUCUUUUGCAAAAUAUGUAUAUCUAUAUUGUAUGUACAUCUGCAUCUACAUCAAAAUGUACAUUAAAUUAUUUCUAAUUA
This is a messenger RNA of Suncus etruscus (white-toothed pygmy shrew), 483 nucleotides long. It is a transcript of the gene SDHAF4, whose product is annotated as succinate dehydrogenase complex assembly factor 4. Gene Ontology annotation, biological process: mitochondrial respiratory chain complex II assembly. The record is from RefSeq and is a predicted model, not a curated record. Gene Ontology annotation, cellular component: mitochondrion. The transcript is spliced from 3 exons. The coding region runs from base 60 to 380 and encodes 106 amino acids. NCBI's taxonomy places the organism in Eukaryota, Metazoa, Chordata, Mammalia, Eulipotyphla, Soricidae.